UUCAGUAUGUGUGCUGAGCUAUCUCUCUCUCUGAAGCUGGUUUCAUUGUGUGUGCUGGGCUGAGCUGUCUCUCUAUCUCUCUCUGGGGCUGGUUUCAGUCUGUGUGCUGGGCUGAGCUGUCUCUCUCUCUGAGGUUGGUUUCAGUCUGUGUGCGGGGCUGAUCUGGGCUGAGCUGUCUCUCUCUCUCUCUGGGGCUGGUUUCUGUCUGUGUGCUGGGCUGAGCUGUCUCUCUCUCUCUUUCUCUCUCUGAGGCUGGUUUCAGUCUGUGUGCUGAUCUGUCUUUCUCUCUGGGGCUGAUCUGGGCUGAGCUGUCUCUCCGCUCCGCUCUGCACCAAUCACAUUCUCCUGACCUAUUAUGGUUAUGAGCGUGACAGCCCGUGUACCCAUGAUGCGCUGCGGGCUGAGGCUGGUCUGCUGGAGCUAAGAUGACCGACUUUGAGGAGCCGCUCUCCGACGAGGAGAAGGUCCGCAUAGCAGCUAACUUUGUCACCCAUGCUCCGCCUGGAGAGUUCAAUGAAGUCUUCAACGAUGUGCGGCUUCUCCUCAACAAUGAUAACCUCCUCAGGGAGGGGGCAGCACAUGCCUUUGCCCAGUACAACAUGGAUCAGUUCACCCCUGUUAAACUGGAAAAUUCGGAGGAGUCGGUUCUGAUUACGGAGCAUGGUGACCUGGGUCAGGGACGGUACUUUGACCCACGGACCCGCAGGUCGUUCCGUUUCGAUCACCUGCGUAAGGAAGCCAGUGACCCGCAGCCCUACCAAGGAGAGACCGCUUUGCACUCUUGGAGAGAUGCCUGUGACACUGCACUUAGUGCCUACGUCAAAGAGCACUACCCUACUGGAGUGUGCACGGUAUACGGGAAAACAGUGGACGGUCAGAAGACCAUUAUUGCCUGUAUUGAGGGUCACCAGUUUCAGCCUAAAAACUUCUGGAAUGGUCGUUGCAGGUCAGAAUGGAAGUUCACCAUCAGCCAGUCCUCCUCUCAGGUGGUGGGAGUGUUGAAAAUACAGGUGCAUUACUAUGAGGAUGGUAACGUUCAGCUGGUCAGUCAUAAAGAAGUGGAGGAGUCCAUCAUAGUAUCUGAUGAAGAGUCAACUGCCAAGGAAUUUGUAAAAAUUAUUGAAAAUGCAGAAAACGAUUACCAGACGGCCAUCAGCGAGAACUACCAGACGAUGUCGGACACGACAUUCAAAGCUCUGCGCCGGCAGCUUCCUGUUACCCGCACCAAGAUCGACUGGAACAAGAUCCUCAGCUACAAGAUCGGCAAAGAGAUGCAGAACGCCUAGAACCCGCAUGGUUCCGCCUCUCUCUCUUUCUCUCUCUCAACGCAGAACCGGUCAAAACCAAAACUACAUGCUGUUCGCUAACCAGAGGGAGAAUGCCCCCAUUGAAAAAAAUGAAAAAAAGAAACAAACAAAAAAUGACGAAACAAAUAAUGUCAAUGAACUUCAACUGUUCAUUCGUAUCGGUGUUACAAAGAGGAUGCGAUUCCAUUCGGUUUCUGGUUCGUUAAAGGACUCGGUCCGGUCUCAGCUAUUGGAGGAGGGUCAGACGAGAGCUUAGAGGGAGUUUGGAUCUAAAUUUUAUCGGUCAGUCCGAUGUUUAGUCUUGCGUUAACGUAAAUUCAUCUGUCCCGUCUGUCCUUAAAUUCUCGGAAAAUCUCGGAAAGGGUGUAAAUCGUAGUUAUUUUUGUCGUUCUUUUUCUUUGUUAAUGUUAUCGUCGUCGUCGUCAUCGUUCUUGUUAUGAGAUGCUUGUGAGUACGAUUUAAUAAUUGUCUUAUUAUGUAAGAUAACGGCACGGAGAACUGCUGUCUAACUUGGUAACUACUGACUCCAGCCCAAAACUCGUGAACAAACCUCUUUUCUGCGUCUUUCGUUUCUUCUUAAAGCUUCUAAACUCAUCCCUGUAGGAGUGUGUGUGAGGAGAAGAGGCUUGUUCAGUGACUUUUGGAAUCAUUUGGAAAGACUCUGUCUUAACUCCCCUCUCUCAGUAUCUCCCUCCACCUGUAACUCAAACCUUCCCCCCACCCCCCCUAUAAAAACGGCUUCAAAUGACCUUCAAAAUCGACCUGGAAUUAGUGUGCAAAAUAUAGAACCAGCCAACCAACCAACCAAUUAAAAAAAAGAAACCUCGUCCUCUUUCCCAUGGCAAAGAAAUCCAAAUUUAAGUCUUCAUAUUUAUACAUACAGAUGUUAUAUUUUACUAAGCAGUCCUUAAGAAAAAGCUACAUCCGAGCACUCCUUUGUUACAGGCCUCACGUGCGCUUUCUGGGGUGUGCCGCCGAAUCGAACGAGUCUUACGAUGCAAACAGGGAAUCUCAGCUGUUCUAUGCACUCUUCUGUCCCGGAGCAGAAAGGGGAGCCGCCAGUGUUGCUGUCGCAUGUUCAUGUCAUGGUACUGUUGGGUGCUUCCCCACUGUAAAUUCACCCUGAACACAGAAGCAUUGUCAAGACUGUGUUUAUAUCACUCUUUUUCUCUCUCUGUCUCUCUCUCUUUGUCUCUCUCUCUUCGUCUCUCUCUCUCUCUGUCCUGUAACACGGCUCUUAAUGCUGAUUUUAGCAAAAGUAUGUGCUACUCACAGCUAAUAAAGAAUUGGCACCAGACUGAUGACUGAAACUCA
This is a messenger RNA of Astyanax mexicanus (Mexican tetra), 2621 nucleotides long. RefSeq names its product capping actin protein of muscle Z-line subunit alpha 1b (gene capza1b). Gene Ontology annotation, biological process: barbed-end actin filament capping; actin cytoskeleton organization. Gene Ontology annotation, cellular component: F-actin capping protein complex; actin cortical patch. Gene Ontology annotation, molecular function: actin filament binding. The record is from RefSeq and is a predicted model, not a curated record. NCBI's taxonomy places the organism in Eukaryota, Metazoa, Chordata, Actinopteri, Characiformes, Acestrorhamphidae. The transcript has 10 exons. The coding region runs from base 426 to 1286 and encodes 286 amino acids.